CUCAAGCACAUCCUGAUUUCAUUUCCUCUGCUUGUCUUUGGUACCUAAUUCAACGUCAACACCUCCAAAAUGGCUGAGGAGAAGCACCACCACCACCACCACCAUCACCAUCUUUCACACCACAAGGAGGAAGCCCCACCUGAGACCACUGUCUACUCCGAGACCGCAGUCUAUUCUGAAACUGCAUACCCACCAGAAGUUGAUUACAAGAAAGAGGAGAAGCAUCACAAGAAUCUUGAGCACCUUGCCGAGUUGGGUGCUGCUGCAGCUGGCAUUUAUGCCGUGCACGAGAAGCACAAGGCAAAGAAAGACCCAGAGCAUGCCCAGAGGCACAAAAUAGAGGAGGGGGUUGCAGCAGCACUUGCAGUCGGAGCCGGGGGGUUUGCCUUCCACGAGCACCAUGAGAAGAAAGAAGCAAAGAAACAAGAGGAGGCUGCUCGCGGAAAGCACCACUUCUAAUUUAAUUUGAUCUUCUAAUAAAAAAUUAGUAUUAUAUAUUAAUACAUAUUCUGGUUUUUUUUUUCUUUCUGUAUUUUCUCUUUCUUUAAGCAUGUUUUUGAUUUUCUAUUUUUUUUUUAAAGCAUGUUGUUUUGUAUCCCCAGUAACGAACUACCCUAAAUACUUGUACCAAUUCUGAUGUUGAUGUUAAUAAUAAAUUUAUUUAUAAUUA
Molecule: messenger RNA, 670 nt
Organism: Rubroshorea leprosula
Lineage: Eukaryota; Viridiplantae; Streptophyta; Magnoliopsida; Malvales; Dipterocarpaceae
Source: the annotation of a GenBank genome assembly